Telopea speciosissima is the source of this 989-nucleotide messenger RNA. Its product is annotated as glycine-rich protein 2-like. Gene Ontology annotation, molecular function: nucleic acid binding; zinc ion binding. The record is from RefSeq and is a predicted model, not a curated record. The transcript has 2 exons. NCBI's taxonomy places the organism in Eukaryota, Viridiplantae, Streptophyta, Magnoliopsida, Proteales, Proteaceae. The coding region runs from base 28 to 672 and encodes 214 amino acids.
AGGAGUACUUUUCUGUUGUGGUCAGUAAUGGCACAAGAGAAGAGAUCGACGGGGGUUGUGAAAUGGUUCAGUGGGCAGAAGGGAUAUGGCUUCAUUACUCCAGAUGAUGGGAGUGAGGAUAUAUUUGUUCACCAAUCGUCGAUCCGUGCAGAUGGGUUUAGGACUCUUGCGGAUGGUGAGCAGGUUGAAUUUGAGAUCGGACGAGGUGAUGAUGGACGAACGAAGGCUGUCGAUGUGACUGGACCGAAUGGUUCGCAAGUUUCUGGUGUUGGUUUUGGUGGUGGUGGUGGUGGUGGACGUGGGUUUUCCGGCGGAAACGGCAGGGAUGGCGGUUAUGGCAGUUUCGGUGGUGGGUUUGGAAGAGGAGGAUGGCGAAGUGGUGGAAGAGGAGGGAGAUCAGGGGGAGGAGGCUAUGGUGGUGGUGGUGGUGGUGGUGUUGGUGGCGCGUGCUAUACUUGUGGGAAAACUGGUCACUUGGCAAGGGAUUGUUUUCAAGGCAGUGGUGGUGGGAGAUUCGGCGGCGGCGGUGGUGGUAGAUACGGCGGCGGUGGUGGUGGGGGGAGAUACGGUGGCGGUGGCGGUGAUAGUAGUUAUUACGUUGGUGGCAGGGGUUGUUAUAAUUGUGGUGAGAAAGGGCAUAUUGCGAGGGAAUGCCCAAACGACCAGAGAUGAGAUCAUGAGAAAGAGGUCAUUUUCUUGCUGCGUUGGGUGGGCAAUUUGGUAUUACUGCUCUCGAUUUGGUUUUCUUUUUUGUGAAUGGUCUUUAUAAUCUUCUGGGACGAUGUUGUUGGGGAAAAUGUCGAGAGAAGGGGUUAGAUCGUAUCAGAAUGGCCGUUCUAUGGUCAAAUUUUCUGCUUCUCCUUUUUGGGGGGUUGAUUCUCAUGCUUUUUCUGAGUGUUGUGGAUAAAUUGUUUACAGAAGAUAUAGUUUCUUCUUGUUCCUCCCUGGAAAGAUCUCUAUUACUUGUUAAUGAAAUCCCCUUUUUGUUG